AUGUCACAACAGACGACACCCGUGCAACCUGUCAGGAAGAAGGCGAAGUUUGGCUCAAAUGUGAAGAUUCUCAAGACUUCUGGUAUUACGCCAAUGCCUAAUUAUGACGGCAUGAGUGACGACGAAUUGAAGCGAGAGUUGGCCAAAUUCGGCUUGAAACCCAUGGGUAGGAAAAGAGCGGUUGCAAUGCUGAAACAGAUCUACACAGAAGUACAUCCUGAUAUAUUAGAGAUCGAUCCAUUCACACCGACUGUACGGCCACUAGUUGUUGAGAAGACUGGUGAUGGCACACCGGUGUCAUCUCGCUUUGCAAAGCCGAAAAAUCCACGAAAACGAGGGAAGCCGGUGACGGCAUCUAAAGAGGCUACAGCGACAGUUUCUGAGAAACCAUCAACAUCUGAGCCUCAGAGGUCAAGCGUAGAUGACAAUGACGAUGACGACUUUAUUGAUCUCGGAGACAAGACGUUGAAUGAUCCACGUGAAGAACCAAUAGAGGAGAGCAUGAUCGACGAUACAGGAAUCUUGCCGAAGGACUUGGACGGUAUGACGGACGUGUUUCUAAAGUGGUUGCGCCAGCCGGAAAAUGACGACCUGUAUAAUCACCUACUGUCAUUGCAACCUGUACUAAUUGUGAGUUUUUAUACAAUUAAGCAGAGAGCUCAUACGAGCCAGGCGAUUGGCAGGUUUACUUUAGCGGAAAACGUGCUGAGAUUUACGUAUCUAUGUGAACGGUACAAUAUAAAGAUCAGGUCCUCAGUGAAGCGCACGAACACGCACAUGGCCGUAUGA
Ostertagia ostertagi is the source of this 789-nucleotide messenger RNA. Lineage: Eukaryota; Metazoa; Nematoda; Chromadorea; Rhabditida; Trichostrongylidae. The record is from the annotation of a GenBank genome assembly.